Messenger RNA from Morchella importuna, 1836 nucleotides. RefSeq lists its product as uncharacterized. The record is from RefSeq and is a predicted model, not a curated record. The transcript has 6 exons. Bases 1 to 1836 code for a protein of 611 amino acids. Gene Ontology annotation, biological process: protein phosphorylation. Gene Ontology annotation, molecular function: protein binding; ATP binding; protein kinase activity. Lineage: Eukaryota; Fungi; Ascomycota; Pezizomycetes; Pezizales; Morchellaceae.
AUGGGAUUUAAUAAUGUCAUCGUGGAUGGUAAUACCUUUGAGUUGACAGGUUCGGCAGGGCACGGUAGAUUUGGUACCGCGUUCGUGUAUCGGCAUGAGUCUGGGCGGAAGCUCAUCUGCAAGUUGAUCUCCCCAACCUCUGGGACCGAAGAUAUCACGCACUUGAUAAAACGGGAGAUUUCAAUUCUCCAGACGCUUACACACCCAAAUAUCGUUCGAUAUAUUUCCUCUGACUCUGAGCCACCAGAUGGACAGGCACGCAUCUUCAUGGAGUAUUGUGAGGGUGGUGAUUUGUCGAGAGUGGAUAAAGCUCUCUUUACUCCCGAGUUUAUUUGGAGAGUAUUUUUCCAGCUAGCCCUCAGCCUUGCCUACUGCCAUCACGGCUUGAAUGUCACCCGGCUCCCCAAUGGCGUCCACAAGUUCGAGGUGGAGCCCCGUUGGACGCCGAUUCUUCAUAGGGAUAUCAAACCCAGCAAUGUCCUCCUCUGGAGUUCGGAUUCUGAUAUUGUUAAGCUGUGCGACUUUGGCAUUGGAAAGGUGAUCAGAUCGGAAAUGUCGGGUACCUACACUGGCACUUCCGCUUUUAGACCACCGGAAAUCACGCGCGAGAAACCGCAUUGGACUACAAAAUCCGAUAUAUACUCUCUUGGUUGUACCAUCCUAUAUCUGAUAUCUCGAACACUCCCACCCAGCAAUCAGCGACAACGCCUCACCGGGAACGCCUUGCUCGAGGCUAUUAGGAAUAAGGCCCCCGGUUUCGAUGAUAUAUUCCCAAUCAUUGAGAAAUGCCUCGAUAUCACCCCCGGCAGGGAUGGCCGGGAGCGGCCCAGUAGCCUCACCUUGCUAGAGAUGACCGGGCACCGUGCUGCGCAAUCAGCACCAACAAACAGCCUAUGCAGCAUCCAGCGAUGGGAAACCUGCUUCGAAGACCUCAUCGAGUAUGUCGGAAAAUACAACGGUAGAACACUAGGCGCGGGGCACGAAGACGAGCUAGUUUUAAGACUAUGUUUCCUCAUCAGAGAUGGUGGAGAUAGGAGGCUCGCAACCAUGCGGGAACGGCUCUCGCACAUAGAAGAGGGGUCGGUGAUGGCGAGGCGACUCCGGAGGGCCAUCGCGGUCCUCGAUGCAGAAAGGAAAUUCGACGAUAUUGUCCGGAUCGCCGAGAGGUUAUCGUUAUCACCCGAUAUGCCUUCAGCGCAGAGAGAUGGGUUGGUCCAUCAAUUGCUGCAACUCAUGAAGAAUGGGGGAGAUAGAGUGACAAAGGGAGAAACGCAAGAGACUCCUCUACAUAGAAGCGUACGAAGAGGUGAAGCGAGCCAAAUCUCGAUAUUGCUACGUGCUGGGGCGAACAUCAAUGCCCUUAUGUCAAGGGGAAGAACGGCACUACAAAUUGCUGCUGAUUUGGGGUUUCAGCAAGUGGCAUCAAUCCUCUUGGUGAAUGGAGCGGAAAUUAAUGGCCAAGAUGGAAAAGGUUAUACAGCACUACAUCUCGCAGCUCAAAACGGGCAUGACAUGGUAAUACGCACCCUACUGAACCAAGGGGCGGAUAUCAACGGAAGAAAUGGGGAGGGGGACACGGCGCUGCACCUUGCAGCGCAGAGAGGACAUCUGGCAGUGAUUGGGGCUUUGUUGGAGAAAGGGGCUGGAGUCAAUGAAAAAGAUGCAAAAGGACAUACAGCUCUGCAUUUCGCGGCAGAGAAUGGGCAUCUAGAUGCCGCGCGGUUGUUACUGAAGAGCGGGGCAAAGGCCAAUGCGGAGAAUUCCGCUGGGAAUACCGCACGAGAUAUGGCAGUCCAGCGAGGGUAUUCGAGGGUGGUAGCACUUCUAGACCACUAG